UAAUUCACAGAUGCCAAGAAGAUAAAAUUCGACAUUGAAAGCGAUGGGAUUACUUUUAGUUUAAACCAAAAAGGUGGAAUGUAUUUGAUCUAUCAAGGAUUUCCUUUUACGAAAAAAAGUUCGUCUUACAAUCGACAUUACUGGCGAUGUGUUCAUCAAAAACCUUUGAACUGCAAAGCUGGAAUUGUGCAAAUUGUGGAUGUUAAUCGAUUCAAAGUAAUGAAAAGUGAACAUUCUCAUCCAUUAAUCACUGAAAGAAGAAAGCCUGGAGAGUUCAAAGCAUUAAUGGCUAAGCAAUCAGAAAAUCUCCAUAAAUAGAAAUUCCAAAAACUAAACUAAAACUGAUUAAAUGUAUUUCUGAAAUAAAAGAAAACUGUCCUGUGAAUGAUGUGAAAUUUUAUUCAUUGGUUUCUCUCUAAGACAUGAAUAAUGAAAAAGAAAGUAAAAUAAAUCAGAAAUUAAUUUUUUUCUUUUAGUUCUACCAAACUUCUUAAGAGUAAGAGACAUCACUUACAGUUCAACAAAACGUGGAUAUCUGAUGCUCAUCUACAAAUCUCAUGCAUUUCUGAGAGAAAACUUGACAA
This is a messenger RNA of Clunio marinus, 584 nucleotides long. The record is from the annotation of a GenBank genome assembly. NCBI's taxonomy places the organism in Eukaryota, Metazoa, Arthropoda, Insecta, Diptera, Chironomidae.